Gossypium arboreum is the source of this 2657-nucleotide messenger RNA. Its product is annotated as terpene synthase 10-like. The coding region runs from base 140 to 1912 and encodes 590 amino acids. The transcript is spliced from 7 exons. Gene Ontology annotation, biological process: diterpenoid biosynthetic process. Lineage: Eukaryota; Viridiplantae; Streptophyta; Magnoliopsida; Malvales; Malvaceae. Gene Ontology annotation, molecular function: magnesium ion binding; terpene synthase activity. The record is from RefSeq and is a predicted model, not a curated record.
GAUUAUAUAUACAUGGUGGUGGCAUGCGUCGGGUUUUGCAGAAAGUUGAAUUAAUUUUUUUUUUCUUUUCUGAAAGUAAAGUACAGCUAAACUCUAAAGUUGAAUCAAUCAUUUGAAAUUGCCUAAGGGGAGCUUUUUCAUGGCCCUUAGUCUCCUAACUGCAGUUCCUAGCAGCAGUUUCAUCAGAUUGCAUACGAAAGGCACCUCCAACAGAUCAAAUGUCAACAACUUGAGUGUUGUUCGAGCCUCCAACUCUGUUGCUACAGCCAAUGAUUCGGAUCAAAAAAUUGUUAGACGGUCUGCUAAUUACCAUCCUCCUACUUGGGAUUACGAUUAUAUUCAGUCGCUCAAGAGUGACUAUCUGGGGGAAUCAUUUAAUGAACAAGCAAUCAGACUUGUGGGUGAAGUGAGAAUGAUGCUUGAGAAAGUUAUGGACCCUUUAGAGAAGCUUGAGCUGAUCGAUACCUUGCAGAGGCUCGGUUUAUCUUAUCAUUUUCAGGAUGAAACCAAGAGGAUUUUGGAGGAUAUCCAUACAAGGGCUGAUCAGAGCAAGGCUUUAUGGAAGGAAGACAACUUAUAUGCUACAGCACUUGAAUUUAGACUCCUAAGGCAGCAUGGUUAUAAUUUAACUCAAGAGGUUUUCUCCGGUUUCAUGGACGAGAUGGGGAAUUUCAAGUCGAGUCUUUGUGAGGACUGCAAAGGGCUUCUAAACUUGUAUGAAGCUUCACACCUUUCCAUGGAGGAUGAAGGUAUCUUAGACACUGCAAGGCAUUUCGCAGCUAAACAGCUUCAACAAUAUCUGAAGCAAAAGAAAUUAGAUGAAUAUGUUAGGAUGCUAGUGGAGCAUGCGUUGGAACUUCCUCUACAUUGGAGGGUGUCAAGGUUGGAAGCCAGGUGGUUUAUAGAUGUGUACGAGAAAAGAGAGAAAAGAAAUCCUAUUCUUUUGGAGCUCGCUAAAUUGGAUUUUAAUAUUGUGCAGGCAGUGUACCAGGAUGAUCUAAUAUAUGCUUCCAAGUGGUGGAGGGAUAUAGGACUGGGAGAAAAGCUACCCUUUGCAAGAGACAUGUUGAUGGAGAACUUUCUAUGGACAGUGGGCAUUGCAUUUGAUCCUCAUUUUGGGAACCUUAGAAGAACUCUAACAAAGGUUAUCGCAUUAAUAACAAGUAUUGAUGAUGUGUAUGAUGUGUAUGGUACAUUGGAUGAGUUAGAGCUCUUCACUCAAGCUGUUGAGAGAUGGGAUAUAAAUGCAAUGGAGCUUCUCCCAGAAUAUAUGAAGAUAUGUUUCUUUGCUCUUUACAACUCCAUAAACGAAAUAGCAUUUGAUAAUCUCAAGGAACAUGGAUUUCAUACCAUUCCUUUAUUGAAGAAAGCGUGGGCAGAGUUAUGCAAAGCUUACUUAGUGGAGGCAAAGUGGUAUUACAGUGGAUACAUACCAACAUUAAACGAGUAUAUGGAUAAUGCAUGGAUUUCUAUUGCGGUUCCCUUAGUAAUAUCACAUGUUUUUUCCUCAUCAAAUCUAACAACAAAGAAGUGCUUGGAGUACUGGAAGGAAGAUUCUAAUCUAAUUUAUUCCUCGGCCAUAAUUUUCCGACUUGCUGAUGAUCUUGGGACAUCAAUGGAUGAACUUAAAAGAGGUGAUGUCCCUAAAUCUAUUCAAUGUUACAUGCAUGAAACUGGUUGUUCUGAAGUGAAAGCUCGUGAAUAUGUAAAAAAGUUAAUUGAUGCAACAUGGAAAAGGAUGAAUGGAGAAUAUCUAAUGUCUCAAUCCCCCUUAUCUCUUCCGAUUAAACAUAUUGCAUUGAACCUAGUAAGGAUUGCUCAAUGCAUGUACCAAUACGGUGACAACCAUGGGAUUGAAGAUCAAAAGACUAAUGAUCAUGUAUUAUUAUUACUUGUUUCAUCUAUUCCUUAGUUGUUGUGAAAAACCUAAUUGAAAGAUGAUGUUGCAAGUAACUGUAAAUAAUAAUUUCAAGUUUUAGGAAGUGAUGAAGGCAUGAGGCCUUGGGGAAAAAAUUGGGUUUUUGGAUCAAUGGAAUUUGAAGAGAGAAGAUUAAAUUUGGAGUGUUAGCUAGGUUCUUUGCGGUUUUUUUAAUGAGGUGUUUUGUCUUUAGGUGGUAAUUGACAAUGGUUUGUUUCGUUGAUCUUGUUGUCAAUUACAUAGACAUUGAGAGACUUUUAAUAAGGACUUAGUAGAAAUUGAACAGAGAAAAUUAAAUUUGGAGUGUUAGCUAGGUUCUUUGCGGUUCUUUUUUUAAUACAGUGCUUUUGUCUUGAGGUGCUUAUCGACAAUUAUUUUUUUUUUGUUGAUCUUGCUAUCGAUUAUAUAGACCUCGAGAGACUUUUACUACUAAUUUGUGGAGGCAAUUCUGGUAUGUACGAGAUGCUUGGGGUUCUUUACUGCAAUGAUGGUCUGAAUCUUUAUUUUUGAUUGUUGAGUUUGUUGUUUCCGUUAAGCUUGGUGGUCUUGUUUUCUGCUUUGAGGUCGUUUUGAUGUUUGUUUUAUGAAUUGUGAGGUAUUUUCAGGUGUUCUCUUGUUGGCUCUUGGGGUGUAUUCGAGUAUGUGUUGUGUUUUUGGAGGUUUUUUUUCUUUGAAUCUCCUUUUCCUGUUGUCAAAGUUUUUUCUUUUUAAUAAAAUCUUCAAUAGCUUAGUAAAAAAA